Messenger RNA from Eptesicus fuscus (big brown bat), 1346 nucleotides. It is a transcript of the gene C10H6orf141, whose product is annotated as chromosome 10 C6orf141 homolog. The transcript is spliced from 2 exons. The record is from RefSeq and is a predicted model, not a curated record. NCBI's taxonomy places the organism in Eukaryota, Metazoa, Chordata, Mammalia, Chiroptera, Vespertilionidae. The coding region runs from base 51 to 704 and encodes 217 amino acids.
UCCGGGGCUCGGACGGCGUUUGCUGCGCGAACCGGGGAAGGAGCCGGCGAAUGAAUGACCCUCCUGCCGGGAUGGGGGCCCCGCGUCUCCGCGGAGCUGCGCCCCUCGCGCACGCCCCCCUCCGCCUGGGGCGAGCCGGGCUCUUUCCGCGCGAGGUGGGGCACGGGCCCCCCCUGGAAGCGGGCACCCCGGGUCCCGCAGCGGCGGCGGGGGCGAGCGGAAGCGCGGGCGGCGCCCCCGAGGCCCGCGGGGCCGGGGAGGAUCUGGACUCUGAGUCCUGGGUCCGAGAGAAAGUGCUCUUUCUUCUCCACCCAGAGCGAGGGCUGCGGCCUCGCGGGGACCCGGCGCGGGAGGAGGGGGCGGGCGGGGAGGACCGGGGGUGCCCUUCUCCUCACUUACCUCGGGAAAAGCGGGCUCCGGGCGGCCGCGCGGACGCUCCCCCCGCCGCCCGGCCGCCCAAGCGCGUGCUGGUGCGGGUGGAGGAUUACCGGGCGACGCAGGAGGUCCAGCUGACCGAGUGGACGAAGGGCUGCCUGGCCACCCGCACCGAGGAGCGCGCCAUGACCGUGGUCACGUUCCGCACCAACGGCGAAGCGGGCUGUGGGGCGCGGGGACCCCUGGGCGCCGGGAGAGGCGCCCCGAGCCCACGCUGCGGAGAGACGCUCUUUUCUCGGCCGCGAGGCCCCGAUUCCCCGAGGAGGUGAACCAGGGAGCAGCAGCCGGAGCGAGGUGCCGGGCUGCGGGGUGAGCGAAAAUCCUCGAGAACCGAAAACGCUCUUCCCGGAACCCCCGCCCGCAACGGACCGACGGCGCGGACUCGCCGGGAGGCUGGCGCGGCGGCGCUCGGAGGGCAGCGGGCGGCGCCGGACGGAAGGGAGAAUCAUUUUCCUGAUCCCAGCAGAACUUUGUCCUGGGAGGAGCCGGUCGAGUCUUGCCAUUCACAGAGACCUGGGAGUGAAUCAAGUGGAACGUGGCCAUCAUCAGUGCUAAGAUGUCUCUGAGAGUGUCGGGGUCUUGACUCUUUGGCCUCACCUCCACCUCACCGAGAAAUGUGAUCCUCUAAAAUUGUCUUAGGUGGAUGAAUCCCAGCAAGGACUUCCCGAAGCCACUGGCCACUCAAGAUUAUGUUAAGUGAAAUAAGCCAGGCAAUGAAAGAAAAAUACCACAUGAUCUCACUCAUUUAUGGAAAAUAAAGAACAUUAUAACCUGAUGAACAAAAAGAUAGACACAGAGGCAGUAAAGCACCGAACAGACUGUCAAAUUACAGCAGGAAGGCUGGGGAGGGUUGGGGAGGGGGGGGAAGAGAUCAACCGAAGGACUUGUAUGCAUGCAUAUAAGCACAACAA